Messenger RNA from Gadus chalcogrammus (walleye pollock), 3683 nucleotides. It is a transcript of the gene ppm1da, whose product is annotated as protein phosphatase, Mg2+/Mn2+ dependent, 1Da. Gene Ontology annotation, cellular component: cytosol; nucleus. The record is from RefSeq and is a predicted model, not a curated record. Gene Ontology annotation, biological process: protein dephosphorylation. Lineage: Eukaryota; Metazoa; Chordata; Actinopteri; Gadiformes; Gadidae. The coding region runs from base 155 to 1810 and encodes 551 amino acids. Gene Ontology annotation, molecular function: cation binding; mitogen-activated protein kinase binding; protein serine/threonine phosphatase activity. The transcript has 6 exons.
ACGCCUCUGACGUCAACACGCCCGGGCAUGCCUACUAAGCUCGAACAUAAACAAAGGCUGGACGCUAACGGCGCAAAAUAACUCAACUUAUCCAUCUUUGUAUCAUCAUUUAUGGUUUCGGCGGCAUAAAUACAGAGUCUAUUUUAUUUUAGCGAUGGAAACAGCAUUAUUGAUGCGAGUCAGUGUCUUCACCGACCAAGGAGGCAGAAAAUACAUGGAGGAUGUCACCGAGGUCGUAGUGGAGCCCGAGCCGGGGGAGGAGGUGUCGAGGACGGGGGAAAAAUACGAAAGUGGGACCACCGGCAGUUAUGUGGUCGAUGGGGCACACUCACCCAGGACCACGGAGGCAGAUAUCUACCCACGUAUUGAAGCUACGUCUAUACAAGUGAUAGAAAACGAGCAGGUCGAAACACGUCCGUCUACAGACCAGACACCGGCUGAUGCCGGGGACUGUGCGCCUCGCUCGGUCGCCUUCUUCGCCGUUUUCGAUGGUCACGGUGGCCGAGAGGCAGCACAGUUCGCCCGAGACAAUUUGUGGGAGUUCAUAAAGAAACAACGGGGGUUUUGGUCUAAGUGUGAAGAAGAGGUUUGUUGUGCCAUACGGAAGGGAUUCGUCGCCUGUCACCAUGCCAUGUGGAAAAAGCUGCCUGAAUGGCCAAAGACGCUCACAGGGCUCCCCAGUACAUCUGGCACCACGGCCAGUGUUGUUGUGAUCCGGGGCAACCGUAUGUAUGUUGCCCAUGUUGGGGACUCGGCCGUGGUCCUGGGGGUACAAGACGACUCCAGCGAUCAGUUCAUCAAAGCAGUAGAAGUCACACAGGAUCAUAAGCCCGAACUUCCCCGGGAGAGGGAGCGGAUCGAAGGGCUAGGCGGGAGUGUCAUAAAGAAGUCUGGAGUGAACCGGGUAGUGUGGAAGAGGCCCAGGCUGAGCCACAAUGGUCCUGUCCGCAGGAGCACCGUCAUCGACCAGAUUCCCUUCUUGGCAGUGGCGAGGGCUCUAGGUGACCUCUGGAGUUAUGACUUCUACAGUGGUGAAUUUGUGGUGUCACCCGAGCCAGACACGUGUGUGGUGACCUUGGACCCUAAAAAGCAUCGCUAUAUUAUUCUGGGCAGUGAUGGCCUCUGGAAUAUGGUGCCUCCCCAGGAUGCAAUCUCCAUGUGCCAGGACAACGAUGAGGCGAUGGCUCCAUGUGGUGUUUCCAGCGCCCGGCAGCUUGUGAGCCAUGCCCUUCUGCGGUGGCGCCAGCGGAUGCUCCGUGCAGACAACACCAGCGCCAUUGUUAUUGCCCUGCAGGAGCCAGGCAGCCCACAGGACAUGCUGCACCAUGAGGAGGUGCUGCUGGAUCUGGCCCGGGUGUCCCAGACCCCCCCGACUUCCAUCUCUCGCUCGGACACACUGAUCCUGAGGCAGCCGGUUCCCAAGUUGGACAUGGCCCCUGACGUCUGCGAGCUGGUCCCAAGUCUGGAGCGUACUGAUGGCCUGCUUGGAGGCAGCAGCAGCAGCCUUUUCAGCAUCUUCUCAUCCAACCCCUUCACCUCCAGCCCUACGUGUAAUGAAUCCAAUGAACCACCAUCGCAGUUGACCGACGAGGGUGAGGCCUUGAGGGAAAGUGCCACCGGGCUGCCCGGCAGCAAACGGACCACCAACAUGCAAGCUACGCCUGACCAGACCGCCAAAAAGGCACGGCACAGGGAGGGGGGCAGGGCAGUGGAGGUCCAGGUCAGCACGGAGAAGGGCCCGAGCAACUCAUCCAGCAUUGCCUGCUCGCUGCUCCAGCAGCACGGCAAAGCCACUGUGUGUGUGUGCUGAGGGGGACUUUUCCCUGCAGCCCUGCAAGACCACACUGAGGAAUACACUUCAUAUUCACUCAAACCAAGAUGAAGUAAAGAUGCUGCCUUCCCCACUCCACAACCUUUCUCUAUUUUGUGUAAAGCGCAGUCUUGUUGACAUCAUUAGGGGAUUUAACUUAUGUAUUACCAUGUAGCACCUCUCCUUCACACAUCAAGUAAGAGGUUAAAGGGCUCUUUAUGGUUCCACGUACACGCAACGCAUGGGGGUUACGGACCCCUUACGUCCUUGCGGACCCUCCUUGCUUCCACCCCAAGGGCCGGACGUGCGCCUCACAAAAAUCGUAACCUUCCGUCGAGGUGACACAGCAGCAAGGGCUGUGAUUGGUCCGCUAACUAAAACCCGACACAGAACCAUAAACGUUCACGACUGCGUCGCAGCAUCUGCGUUGUCAUUGCGUUGCGGGAACGUGGGACAAUAAAAAGGCCUUAACUCUCUCGUAGACUUUGGUUCUCUUCGUUUGGUCAAUAAUAAUAUGAAUGUCCAAACUGCCAUUUUCUGGAAAAGUGCGCAAUUUGAGUGUUUCUUUUAUUUUUUAAUGUUAAUGGUUGGUCUUUUUAUGCAAUUAUGCAAAAUACUAUGAGAUAUAAUUAUCUUCAUGUAAAUAUUCUGUGAUAUGCUCAUUUAAAACAAAUGAAUAUAUUUUUUUACCUGGUUUUACUUUUACUGUUUCAAAAUCCUGUUUGAUGAACUACUUCACCAUAAAGGACAUACUUCUACAAUGAACUUUGCAUAACCCUUGGUGUGUGCGCUCGUAUGUGCGUGUGUGUGCAUAUGUGCAUGCGCAGUACAAGUAUUUACCCAUUUUACUUGUGAAUACUGGAUGACAUUUUCGUGAACACAAUAAGGUGCUGCUAUAGUAAGAACCAGUAAGCUAACAAAAGUGUGAAAUGAUUUACACAUGUUAAAAAAUGCUUACAAAUCGCUGUUGAGGGUGAAUCGUUUUACUUUGUUUUGCUCCAAAUUAAAUGUUGGACAAGUUAACUGUUACAUACACCCCACCAGAGGCUAUUUAUUUGAACUUUGACCACGCUUCAACCUGCAGAACUCCACAUUCACUAAAAAAGCACAAGAGGCAUGCGUUUGUGGCACCUGGAUAUAUAUUGAUAUUGUGUGAAAUUCAAUUGUUGUUCUGAUCAUUUGUAUUUUUGCUUACAACUUAGUGACCCGAACAGCGUGGGUUCUAGUUUUGUUUGUCAUUAUGUUAGCUGUUUGUGUAUUGAUGUGUCGGUUUAUUAUUCUGUUCAGUUGUUGUACCUGGGAUAAGCAAGGAAAAGCAAACAAAGUUUUAAGCGGAUGGGACCAGUGAUUUGUUCCUGUAGAAUGCUGUCUUUUAAAUAAGUGGAGUAUUUAUUUCUUAAAGUGUACAGAAUCAUGGCCUUACCGUCAUCAGAAAAUUCAUUGAUCUGAUCGACAUAGAAUAUCACAACUGAUCAUUUAAUAUUUGCUUUCGGCAGAGCAGAGAUUAAUGCCAAACACAAUUGUCUUUCCUAAUUCAGAAGAUGAUGUUAAGUGAGAGCUGUGGAUUUUUGAUACAACAAAGUGCAAUUUUUAUCAAGAAAAUUUGUAGCAUUGUUUGAUUUAGCUGAAAUCUUGACUUGAGGUAUUAAUGUGUUUAUGACAGUCUCUGCUAGAUAAUUUUGCCUCGCUGUAGUAUAUCUUAAUGAUUAUAAGAUGAGGUCUACUAUUCUUUUUUUUAUCUAAAAAGUUGUUAUAUUUGGUUAAACCACUGCUUACCGUGGCAAAUGCACCCCAUACUCCAAUAAGUGCAUGUGUACAAUUUAAAUGUGAAUAUAAUAAAACAAUAUGUAAAGAAAAUAUUGAAAUGAUUCAA